GUUAGAAACAGCUGAGCCCUGUGCUUGCUCUGUUAGCGUAAUGUUAUAAAUUGUGAGCGAGUGAAACAAUAAACAAAUACGAUUCGAGCAGCAUAAGCAAAUAUUUUCCAUAAUUUUUCUUGUAAAAUCGGUGUUUCUAGAAUCUCGCAAAUAUUCCAUUACUAACAAACCAUCAAAUUCUAAUGACAACAAGAACGAGCGCAAUGUGUUAAGCAAAAAGUGAAAUUGCGAACUAAAUGAACGACAGCAGUAAAGGGACUCAGUUCAUUUGUACAGUGUAGUAAGUCGUUCGAUCGAACGUAUUCUGAACAAUUCGAUACAACUCUAGUUAGCAACGGCAGCGCCGCAUCGACAGUGUGAGUGAGUGAGUGCGAGAGGGCGAGCGAGAAGGAGGAUGAAGAGUUUGGAGGAAGUAAAAUUGGAAUAUCCGCUGCACUGGCAGAUCUGGAAUGGCAACGCCGAGAAGCUGCAACAACAAUUGCAGACCGACCAGAUUGAUAAGGAAAAAAUCGAUCCACGGGGCCGGACACCUUUAAUGAUGGCUGUGCGUCUGGCGAAUCUGGAAUGCGUCAAGUGCCUUUUAGCCGCCAAAUGCAAUGCGACCUACGAGCACGCAGGCUGGUCAAUUGUGCAGGAGGCCGUUUGUACCGGGGAUGUGGAUAUAUUGACUGCCAUCAUUGAGGUUCGGGACUUACAGCGGCAUGUGCAACGCGUAACGCAUGUGCCGCAACUGUUGCAGCAUCUGCUGGACGCACCAGAUUUCUACAUCGAGAUGAAGUGGGAGUUUACGUCGUGGGUGCCGCUCAUGUCGCGUCUUUGUCCUAGCGACACUUACAAGGUCUAUAAGAGGGGAGCCAAUGUGCGCAUCGAUACCACGCUCCUCGGUUUCGACAAUAACACCUGGCAGCGUGGUAAUCGCUCAUACAUCUUCAAAGGCGCCAGGGAAACGGCGACAAUGAUUGAAAUCGAUCAUGUAACCCACGAGGUUAUGGUCGAGCAGAUGAGCAGCGAUAUUGGUGAUAUUGUGGGCAUACCACCGCCCUUGGGCACAGUGCGUGCUCGUCUCGCGGCGCCCGUCAUCACCAACAACAUUGAGAUGGAAAAGAUCAGUUUCGAGCGCAACAAAUCGGGCAUUUGGGGCUGGCGCAGCGAAAAGUCCGAGAUGAUUAAUGGCUACAAUUGCAAGGUAUAUGGCGCCAGCAAUGUGGAGUUCGUCACCAAAACGCGCAUGGAUCAUCUCAGCGAGGAGCAGAUUAAGAACAAAACUGCACGGACGCCGCUGCACAGUCUGCUGGGCAUUGCUGAUGAGGAUUACGUGAAUGUGCCAACGGAUGCGGCAGCCAUCAGCAUAUCCUUGCCGCGUCCCGGUGAUGCAGCUCCCGUAGCUGCUCCUCCGCCCGUCUGUAGUAGUGAGAAUGGAGAUCGUGCUUCGCCAGCGACUGCUCAAGAGGAGAGCAAUGGGAGCAGCGUGUCUGGCUCGGGUGCGAGCACACCCCAUCUGGUCACAGUGGAGGAGUACUUUAGUCCGGAGGUGGAUCUGCACGGACGGGAUAUUGGCAAGCCAAAGAAUUUGAGUACCAAGGUGCAGCGCUUCAAGGCCAAUCUGUGGCUGGCCGAGGAUCAUCCGAUACGGCUGCAGGAACAAGUGCUGCCCAUACUGGAUCUAAUGUCCACGAUGGCCAGUCCGCAUGUGUCCAAAUUGAAAGACUUUAUCACAAUGCAACUGCCCGCCGGUUUUCCGGUCAAGGUGGAAAUACCGCUCUUCCAUGUGCUCAAUGCAUGCAUCACGUUUGGCAAUGUGUUCGCCAUGAGGUUGCCAGUAGAUCAUGUGACAACGCUGCAGGAGCAGGAUCGCGUCACAUGCCUGGUGGACGAUCGCUGCUUUGACAUACCCAGCCACUAUGUCAGUCGUGGUGGCGAUUCACGACGUCAGAUGCCUCUCGACGAGGACGACAUGCUGCAGUACGCCAUCGAGCAGAGUCUGGCGGAGACGAGUGGCGCCGGCGCAGGUGCAGGUGCAUGCGGCCUGGACAAUGACUCUGACAAGGUGGACAUCUGGGAGGUGCUGCGCGGUCAACAGCAUGCUGUUGGCUCGGAACUACUACCCGAGGAUGACGAACAGCUGCAGCGUGCUAGCGGCAAUUCCUGUUCCCGCUCCUGUUGGAAUAAACGCACUGUGCUCGUACCUACUCAACCUUAUGGACGCCAUUUUUCAUUGCCUUUUCCCGUGCCCAACUCUUCCUCUCAUUUGGCGACUGCCUCGGCGGGUGCGCAGUUCAAAAAUGACUUUAGCUACAUGAAGAAGAUCUUCAAAUAGAUUACGUUCCCCUCCCUUCCCUAGAUUACAUUCCUCGGCCAACCUUCCUUCCUCCCCCAACUUUAAGCUUACUGCUAGAAACUUGCAAUUUGACCCAAGCUUUGUGUGUGCUUUGCUUUGUUUUUUCCCUUUCCUUCUAGAGUGCUGCACGAAUCGCUUUUGGGGGCUCACGGGAAUGCGAGUGGUUCUCCCGUCUCCGAGGAUGAUGAUGACGGUGGAUUCCGCUAUGUAGACUCGGAUUUGGCAAUGGCCAUGCGUCUAUCGCAGCAGGAGCAGCAUAAAUACGAACUGGAACGGCAGCGAGAGCAGGAGAUGAUUGAGCAAGCGCUCAAGCUCAGCCUGCAGGAGCACUAGCCAGUCCAUCCCAUCGCAUCGCGUCCCAUUUAACCAAUUAGUUAAUCACAUCUAAUCAAUCAAUUAAGCUGUUGUCAGAAAAACAGAAGUCUGGCGUCAAUCAAAGUGUGCAGCAAAAUAUUCCUCUUUUGUCAAUACCAAAAUUGAAAUCAUAAUAUAUGUAAUUCUAGUAUGUAAAAAUUACGGCUUUGUUGUACAAUGAUUUUUUUUAAAAUUAGUUUUUACUGGUUUCGCUCUCCUAAUGAUAACAUAUAUUCUUAUUUCGAUUGUGAUAUGUAACUAAAACUAAAACUAUUUCCCCAUCUUCCUAAAAAUCCCUUUUUCUGAAUAGGGAACGCUAAGGUCUCAACUCAGAACAACUCGUUAAAAUGUAUUUUACAAGUUGUAUAUACAUAUAUCGUACCACUUAUCUUCCUUACAAACUUAAAUCUUAAGUCCAAAGCCAAAUUCCUAGGGGAAUAACAAGAAAAAACAUUGUCAAUCGCCGGUCACCAGGGAAACUUUCCUAACACAUUCUGAUUUCAGUUUAUAUACUUAUCUUAAGCUAUGUUUAUCAAUUUACUAAUCAGCAUUACCAAUAUUUUAAAUGAGAAUUUUUGUGAAAUUUAAAUACACUACAAAAUUUGAUAAACCAAAAAGCAAAAAAUAGCUAAGCUAUAUUUAUGCUGGUAAAAGGUCACUGUUUCAAUAGCGCCUCAUCUGUUUGGGAUCUCCCUUAUUUUUAUACAAAUCAAAAUAUACAACAAUUAUGCUAAAAAUAAACAAUUA
Molecule: messenger RNA, 3439 nt
Organism: Drosophila grimshawi
Lineage: Eukaryota; Metazoa; Arthropoda; Insecta; Diptera; Drosophilidae
Product: ankyrin repeat domain-containing protein 13D
Exons: 7
Coding region: 395-2317 (640 amino acids)
Cellular component (GO): cytoplasm
Molecular function (GO): protein binding
Source: RefSeq, a predicted model, not a curated record